This is a messenger RNA of Physella acuta, 1510 nucleotides long. RefSeq lists its product as uncharacterized. NCBI's taxonomy places the organism in Eukaryota, Metazoa, Mollusca, Gastropoda, Physidae. The record is from RefSeq and is a predicted model, not a curated record.
AUGGCCGACAUUUGAUAAAAUUCCAGUGAUACAUUUAUUAAUUUAACUUUAUUGGUUUAAGCUUUAAAGUCAAGUUCGAUCACAAUUUAUUUAUUUUAACGUUUCAAUUAUUAAGUUAAUAAAAGACAUUUAAUAUUCAUAAUGGCUUCUCAAUCAAGAAUCAAUACAUACAUGGAAAGACAUAAAAUAGGCGCUUUAUUCGAGGAUCUUAUGAAUAAAGUGAUUCGUGAUAUGCCAGAAGAGCCGAUGAUCUACCUGCUUAGAGCUGUGUAUAAAAAAGCUGGAAUGGAAAUACCACAGGGAAUUCGGUAUGGAGGAUUACGUAAAAGCACAUCUGAAUUAAAGAGAAGCACAAGUCCAGAAAGACUCACAAGAUCAGCGCAAGUUUCAAGCAGUGCUGAUUUAGGGGCAUCUAGGGAUUAUGAAAAACCAUGGGCUACAACAACAGCUCAAAGGAUUAAGCCAAGAAAACUUGAAGAAACAUCAGCUUCCAAAAACAAACCAGAGUGGAACUCAGAUAAAAAAGUGAAAGCUUCCACCUUUGAUGAUUUGUUUGAAGCUGGAGAUGUGCCUAAGAAAGAUAAAGAGAAUGUGGACACCAGGAAGUCUACCACCAAACAAAAGGGAGGCUGGGGCACGGGUAGCCAGGGCGUGAAGACUGUCAAUGCCUGGGCUACUGUUGGGAUGGAUGAAGGAGAGGUUUACAGUAGCCCAACAUUCCAAAGCACCAAAAGACCCACAGAGAACUCAAGUUUCUCAGAGAAAGACUUGCUGUGCAAUGAGACCAUUCCAUUGUCCAUGAGAUCUGGGCCGAAUACUGAAGAUGACCAAAGCACUAGGGUCAGUGUGUCAAGCCACAACAGUAAAAACAGAAAAAUGGAAGCCAAAAAACAUAAAGAAGAAUACGGCCAGCUUUUGACAAAAGCUGAUCACAAAUCUGAUGACUCCGGACUUGGUCCAGAUUUUGAACUGGCAUAUGAUGAUGAUGAUGAUGCCAUUGAACUUUUAGAGAAUGCUGAUGACUUAAAAAGGGAGGGUGUAAAGAACAUUCCUUUAUCAGGCUACAAGUUAAGCAGGAAUCUCCGCCACAGGGAUAAUGAACCAAGGGUCAAAGUGAAUAUAAAUGUGAACCCUCCACCAUAUCCUUACAGAACCUAUCCAGAAAGUGUUGAUCAUUAUGAUGUGUUUGAAACUGAAACAUCAUCACCAGAACUAAAGGAUUCUGAUGAAGAGGAUUUUGAAAGUGUGUCACAAGUUUCUGGGCCUAGACACCCAGUAUGGGAUGUACCAGAUACAGAUGCUGAAUCAUUGUUCAUGAAGCCGUCCUAUUCAUCUCAGGCACCCAAAAAAUCCAGUCUCCAACAGAAAACUUUUUCUGAAAAAACAUUGCGUAAUACAACGCCUGUAAAAUUUGCUGAUCGUUCACUAGACAAUGCAGAUGAGCUGUCAGUGUCUAAUGAAACAUGGACAGAAACUGGGAACACAGAGCGACCUGCAAAAGACCCUAGAG